Molecule: messenger RNA, 8899 nt
Organism: Pseudomyrmex gracilis
Lineage: Eukaryota; Metazoa; Arthropoda; Insecta; Hymenoptera; Formicidae
Product: trichohyalin-like
Exons: 20
Coding region: 517-8778 (2753 amino acids)
Source: RefSeq, a predicted model, not a curated record
UUCGAAUUUUUCAGUCAAAACACGCAAGAAAAAGAUUUGAUAUCGUAAAUAUUUGCGAUCGGCAACUUGUGUUUGAAAUGCUAUAGAGAAGAUCUGCAAAGUGCAAACUGUGUCCUAGUUAUAUAAGAUCUAGAUUCUGCAUACGGUUGGCAGCUUGCACCAUGAACAAAACUUGUUCCUUGCAGUUCCUGCAUUCGAGAUGGACGUAUGACUGAACUUGGGGAGCGAAAGAGAUGAAAAGAGUCUUCAAGUGCGGAAGGUGUAUCUGCAAAGAACACAUCCAACACAUUUCCGCUGUGUAUAUAUAUAUCGGUGCAUGUGUGCGCUAGUUUCAUUUGACUUCGAUGAGAAUAGAAACAGUGGAGACAGAAAUGUCGGAUAAUAGUCGUUUAUGAUAGUCUCGUGUGUGCAUUUUAAUCUUUACAGUGCAAGAUACAUCUAAUUGGCAGAACAAUGCAACUCUCGAGGAGUUCGAGAUUUUGAUUAAAUCUUAGGCAAACAUCAAAAUCUUCACAAAUGGCAGAAGAAGAAAAAGUAUCUUUGUUAGACAAAGAUGGCACUGAUACUCCUCAAUCAAAAGAUACUUAUGUACCUGAAGAACCAACUCGGGAUGCUUCAAUUUCUUUAUUAGACAUACAAAUGCCGGAAACACCAGAAAGUACCAAAGGUCAAAUAAGUGAUGGUGAUACAUCAAGAUUACAAAGUCCAAAGUUGAAUUUAAAGCCGGUGCUUGGAAAAGUUCAAGCCAAAAAGCGAUUAAUGGCAAUUGCUAAUCAGAAUAAAGUAUUAUCUAAAUCUCAUCUUAAGUCAAAUUUGUCAAAGCAUUCCACUGGAGUUUUAAAGAUAAAAGAUAAAAUAGUGCAAGAUGAUACAAAUAAGCCAAGAAAAAAAACAGAAGAAAAAAUUCUGGCUAUUGAAGAAAUUCGAAGAGAAGAAUCUAAGAACAAGAUGUUGUUAGCAGAAGCUAUGGCAGCAAGUAUAGAAGACGACAAUCACAGUAGCAGAAAUACAGGGUUUUCAGAAAGCAUAAAACAUGGGAAAAAUAAGAACAGAUAUGAAAGAAUGCAUGAGUCUCGUAAAAGAUCAAUGACAAAUCAAAAACACACAGAAAGAUGUCGAUAUCGUGAUAAGACUGACAGAGAUCGUUCAAACCACGAGAUGAGAUCUCGAAAUGGAAGUGUGGAACGUUCUUCGCGAAGAUCCUCUCAAGAGAGAGAUAAACACAAAGAUAAAAAGAAGAAAACUGAUAAAGAUAAACGAGAUACCAACAGAACAGGUGGAAAUCGUGAUAAAAAAGAAGAAGGAAAAGAAAAUAAUAAAGAAAAACAAGAAGAAGCGAGAGAAAAAAAGGAAGAAACAAGAAACAAGAAAGAAAACGUAAAAGACAGACGAGGUGAUAUGUUAGACAUAGAAGCAGUAGGUAAAGACAAAAAGGAAAACACUAAAGACAAAUGGAAGGAAAAGGAGUUAGCAAAAUGUAAAUCUUGGACGGAUUUACAAAAAUCUGGUUUAACUCUCGACGAUAUCAGUCACAUUAAAAGACGUGACGAUUCGGAACGAUCUCCAAGAAAUAGAACAGCACAAGAUUAUUCACGUUAUUACAAACAGAUGUUAAUGUUAGACUAUUACGGUCUUAAACGUCAACCGUUUAUAGCUGAUGGAUUUAAUGGUAAAAGGAAAAAAUAUCCACCAGAAUCGAUCAGAACAACGAAACAAACAAAAGGAUUAUCAUUAGUGUAUUGCGAAAAUCCCCAUAGGUCUCUUUUACUAGAUAUUUCGGAAGUUAUGAAAGAUGUGACUCCCGAACGCCGUGAGAGGAUACGAGAUAUACGUGAGACAUCUUCGUCACGAAUCAAUGUAGAAGACACAGAAGACGCAUUGCCACAGAAGCGCAAUUGGUAUCAGCAAAUAAAUGUAAUCGAUUCUCGUAAAGAUACUAAGUGUCAAGUGCCUGUGCAAUUUCCUAAAUCAAGAUGGGACAGCGAGGAUGAGGAAGCGUUAUCCAUCGACAGUAAGAAACAAGAACUUGAAGAACCGGCGAAUAAACUGCAUGCUUCGCUGGAACAACAAGAGGGAUGUUCGACGUCUUCUAGUAUAACUGCCGACAAUAAAUCUGUUAACAACGUUCAAGAGAUUAAAGAAAACAUUGAAUCUGAAACCGAGAAGAUAAUCGAUACUGUGGCAACUAACGAUACAACUUCGUCGUCAUUGCAACAGUCUACGGGAGAUGAGAAGUUAGCUUCCGAAUAUGAACAGUUCAUGAAGAUGGUGUGCACCGAUGGAACCGUGCACACCAGUUUGUCACCCGCGGGAGAUACGGCUGACGACUAUUCGGCAAAGAUAACACCUGCUAAUAAAUUUGCUUCUCCGCCUAGUUAUCAUGAGUUUAGUAUAGAUUCUAACUCGGUAGAUGACAAAGUGAUCAGCGAAGUUGAGUCGAAUGAGAAGUUCGAAAAGAAAAGCACCUUACACUCAGCAGAAGGUUCUAUCAAGAGUAUAGAAGUCGAUGAAUCUACUAUAUCGACGAACUAUGAAGCACAGAUCAGUGAAAGCAACACCGAAGCUGAACAUCCAAGUAACAAUAACAACGAAUCUGACGAUUCUAGAUCUAUUCCGAGUGACUGGGAAAAAGUUAAAAUCAAAGAUGAACGAAUAAGUGACGAAAAUACUGAAUCUAAGGAAGAAAAGAAAAGAAAGAGACGGAGAAAGAUAUCAUCUAGCAGUGAUUCGUCCAGUAGCACCAGUUCUUCUAAUUCGGAAAAAGAGAAAAGAAAAAAGAAACGUAAACGGAAAAUACGGAUUAAUUCAUCUUCUUCGGACUCCGAUAGUUCAGACAGCAGUAGCAGCAGUAGCAGUAGCUCCACUAGCACGGACGAAAAAAGAAAGAGAAAGCGGAAAAAGAAGAAGAUGACGAGGAAGAGAAAGAAGACGAAACGCAUGAAGGCGCGAAUAAAGAAGAAACGAAGGAGAAAGAUGAGCACUGAUUCCAGCAGCAGUGAUUCAGAUAGACGUAGGAAAAGAAAACGGAAGAAAAAGAAGAAAAGAAAAGAAGCUAAACUUGAUGCAAAGUCUAUUAACAACGGGGACAUAAGCAAAAUAAUGUCCCCAUCUCCGUCUGUUAUAGCUUCAUCUGCAGAUGAGGCAAAGUUGCUACAUUCGAUCAAGAUUAAAGAAGAGAUAGAAAAUGAGGAUAAGAAAAUAUCCGAUGAAGUCGUGUCAACAAGAAAAACCGACAUGAGUGUGCAUGACAGUGAAUACGUGAAACUGAGAGGAGAAAAGAAAGAUGGUAAGUCUGACAAAAACUUUGUGGAGCAAUGGGAAGACAAUUCAACGCAAAAUGAUGGCGAUACGUCAAGUCAGGACCAUAGUGUAGAAUUGACAAAGAUAAGUGGCUCGGAGAUAGAUAAACAUCGAAAGAAGAGAAAACACAGUGAUAGCGUGGAAUUAGACAACAAAGACAAGUCUACCAUUAAUGAGGAAAGAAUUCACGGGGAAAAAGAAAGAUCGGAUCAGGAAAUUGAAGUGAAGAGGAAAAAGAAAAAAGACAAAAAUAGAAGCAAUACUGAAUUUUUCGCAGAUUGGGAACGGGAAACUGAGCGCAUCACUCAGCAAAACGAAGCUAGUUUUUUGAAAAAAUCAAACAAGUCGAAAGAGAAAUGGGGCGAGACAGAAUUUGACACACUAAAUGUACCGUCUUUGACACAGCUCGAAAAGGAAGUUUGCAACAAGCAGUUAUUGGCGGAUGAUUGGGAAGUGGAUAGCUUAGAAGCAAUGUCAGAUCUUAUUUUAAGCAAACGGAAAAGCAGUACAUCGAGAAAGAUAGAAAAGGAAGUUAGAUAUGACAAAAAAACCGACACUUAUAUCGCAAUAGAGAAGGAAAGUGCUAGAGAAACCAAAAAGAAACAAGAACGUUCGUUCACAUUAAGAAUAUGGGAACAGGAACAGGAAGAAGGUGAAAGGGAAGAGUUGAUGCUCAUGGAAGAGAGGAAUAAGCGUAAAAAAGAUGAUUGGGACAUAGAAUCGGAAUCAUUUUUACGCAAGAAUAAAGAAGAGGUGGAUGUUACCGAUAUCAUCAAAUCGGACAAGAAAUGGGAUAAAUCGGAUGAAGAUACAAGUGCUAAGGAAGAUUCGAGUAAGAUAACGAAACUCGAUAAUUCGGCGAGAAAACUCGAGUCGUUAGUUGGUUCUAAACGAGUUAGAAAAAGUCGUUGGGACAUGAACUCACAGUCUGAAGAAAAAUCCCAAAUUAGAGAUAUAUGGGAGGAAUACGCCGAGAAAGAAGAGUCUCACACUGCGGAUUAUUCAGAAGGCUUCGCUAAGACAGAUCUGAUGGAUUUCUAUCAGAAAAAUUCGCACAGUAGCAGAGAAUCGCUGGAAAGACCGUGGACACUGGAGGAGAUAGCAACCAAGCCUGUGCAGGUGAAACAAAUAGAGGACGCGUCGAUAAAAAAUUUAAUUCCCAUAAAAGUAAACGAGGAACAAAUUACUAAGAAAGAACAUCAAGCUAGAGAUCAGUUCGACGAACUGUUAGGAUUAGACGCCAAGUUUAAGAAGAAACCUAUAGAAUUGUACAGUCCUAGUUCUCCAGCUCUUUCUCAAAAGUCUCAGGAUCUAUCUAACGAUAGUAGUUCCCCUCAUCUUCCACUUCACGAUAAAAGAAGAAAGGAGAUGUUGAUUCCAACUGAGGAACUGAUACUUCCUACGGACAGUAUACCGUUGCAAUUAACAAAACUGCGCGAUACUAAACACGAGGUAAACGAAAUUGGGACUAUUUUAGAUAAAGUACAACAGGAAGACAAAAACUCCGAUCUUAAUCAAUUUGAAAAAGUUGGUUUGUUUGACGACUUGCCGAUGAAUGAACCGUGUCCGGAAACCAAGUCAAUAUGUAUGGACAUUUUUGCGGAGUACAAAUCAGAAAAAUUGAAGAGUAAACAGCAUGCUGCGAGUUCUAAUGCGGGUUCGAUUGCACGUAACGACGAGACGAACGAAGAAAAACCGGCGGCACUUAAGCUCAUUCCUAAUCAACUUUUGAUUCGACGUACAAGCGAACAAGCAAAACCGAAACGUAUGUCGUUAGACGCGUCUUUAAGUGAUUCUACUCAUCAAACGUCGGACCUGUUGGCAAUACAAAAGAAAGAGUCGCACGCGACGAAGACCGAUGCUAAAGAAGCAAAGUCGAACGAAAAACCAACGGAUCAAAUCGUUCACACGAAGUAUAGAGCGGCGAGUAAUAGCGAAAACAAUAAAUUAUUAGACACAACUGAAUUUACAGUAGCUCCUAAAUCGUCAGUAAUAGCGGUACGACGAUCCAGAUCUCCGCCAUCCGAGAAAGUUUCCGUUCGAUCGGAUCAAUCUGAAAAUUACGAAAAGGAAUACAAAAACGAUGAUGGAAAAAGAUACAAGAGCGAUCGAAAUCUAAGCGAUCGAAAUCUAAGCGAUGUUCCAUCUGGCGCACGAUCUCCCGUCAGAGAACGAAAGAAGCGAAGUCCUCACAAGAAAGAAAGCGAGAGACGAUAUUCGCACGAUUAUAAUAAGGAUAAGAAGGAAAGAAGAUCUGACGAUGCGGAAAAGACCGAUAGAAAAGACAGCAGAAGCACCAGGGCGGAGUAUACAGAUAGUCGGAGAAAGUCGAGCCCUUCGGGAGGAAGGCGGAGAAGAAGUAAAAGUCCAUUAUCCUCGUGGGAGCGACAAGAGAGCCGAAGUCCCGAUCACAGCUGGAGCAGAAGUCGCAGUAUGAGUCCGAAAAGGAAGGACGAGAGUUCCGGUAGCACGCGAGAUAGGGAGAAGAGAAGAGAAAGAUACGAGGAUGAGCGACCAAGUAGAUCGAGAGCAGAUGAAAGGAAAAAAGAGAGAUACGGUCGAUCUCCACCACGUUCCGACUAUAAUGAUGAUAAAAAAGAUAACUUUAGGAAGCACAGCACAUCAUCUUCUAAGAGCAAUCGCGACGAUUGGAAUAGAAGAUUCGACAACGUAGACGAGAAAGACAUUAGAUCAUACGAUUCGGUAGAGAUGCCGAGAGAGAGACCAAGUCUGGAAUCUGAAAAAUAUAGAGACAACAGGUUUCAUGCAGAAGAAAUAGAUCGUGCAUUUUGGCAAUAUGAAAAUAGCAAUAUUUUACGAGAUGGUAACGAAUCUAUAGAUUCUUAUGUUGGACACGAUCUACCUCUUGAUUAUGAUCGAUCGUACUAUAAGGAAGACCAUCUGGAAAGAGACACGUGCUCGCCUCAAUCGAGAUAUGGAAGAAGAUCUGGCGCGAGAAGAGAGCGACAGUGGGAAAAAGAUAAAGAUUUCUCGGAUCGACACGGGCAUCAUACGCGUAAAACCGAACGACGAAAUCGCGUGCGAUUUCGUCGUUCGCGGUCAAGAUCUUGGUCGCCGUCGAGAUCGCGGACACGAUCUAGAUCAAGAUCGCGAUCGCGUUCUAGGUCGCUAUCACGAACAAGACCGCGAAUCAGAUCGCGAUCUAGAUCAAGAAGUGGUUCUCCGUUGAAUUCGAGGUUGCGACCAGGAUCGGCCAUGUCGAGAUUACGAAGCCCGGAACGUGGAUUGAGAACGUCGGAAUUGCGAUCUUCCAGAUCUCUUUCUCCUGGAAGGGAUAAACUGAACGAAAUAGAGAGGGAAAGAAGGGAUGAGAGUGAAAACAGAAAAUUCAAUAUUUGCAGCGAAAGAGGUAGACGUAUAGAAACAAUCGUUCAGUCGGGGAUUACGGCAGGAACGAGCAUUUUAGAUUCGGAAAUGAACAUUAACAGAAGCAUGGACGCGGACAUUUCGAAUUUCCAAUAUUCGAAUGAGAUUGAGGGUGGAAACGAGUAUUAUUAUACAGAAAAUAAUUUAACUUAUCCUCCAUGUAUAGACGAGUCGAGUACAAGUUCUCCCAAACGUUUAUCACUCGAUGAUAGAUUAGAAUUAGAAUUAGGUAUUAAGAAACAUAGAGAGCACGGCAAGGAUUCCACUGGCGCGGAAUAUUCUUCUAACUUCAAUUCCAAUAUUAUCGCGUAUCCGUCUCCUUCGCAGCAGCAGCAGCAACAACAAAUGAUAUAUAGACAGCCUACUGUAUUGCAGGUUGGAAACGUUCUACAAGUUGUUCCUGCUGAUUUCAAUGGAGUUCAGUCGACACGUCGAGAGAGAUCAACAGCCGUGACUCCAUCUGUGCGACCUGGAUCUAACCAGGUGGUACGCGUAGGUAACGUUCUCCAAGUAGUGCCUACAUCGUUAGACUGGACUGGUAAUCAAUCAUCGUCGACCACAAAUCAAUCGAGCGGAGUUUUAUGUUCCACAGUUCCGGCACCUUCGCCAUCAACGUCCUCCGUUUCUACCGUCCCUGUUCCCGUACCUGUUCCAUUACCCGUACCACCAGCUGGAACGGCAAAUACUCUUCCGACUAUACCAACUACCGGAUCACUGCCUCUCUCAUUGCCAGUACCCGUUCCCGUCCCAAUUCCGAUUCCUCCCACAUUCUCGAGAAACGAAGUUCAACAACAAAAAAUCGCUCAACCAGUGUACAAUUAUGAAGCUAUACUUGAAAUACGUCGCAAAGAACGAGAAGAGCGCAAGAGAGUACGCGAGCUACGUAGAAAAGAAAAGGAACGCAAGAAAAUAGAGCGGACCAAUCGACGAGCUCUGCGACUGUUGGAGAAAAAUAGUAUGCUCGCGCGGCAAGAGGGUGGUGUUAUGUUGGAUCGACGCAAGGGUUCGGUUGUUGAUCCGUCGGUUUUGAAAGCACUUCGAGAGGGAGAAGAACAAAGUGAGACUGAAUCUCCAUUAAUUAAUCCUGUAAAAGAAGGUGAUGAGCCGACUAUUUCUUUACCUGUAAAAGAAGAAGAUGAGGAAGUCGUUGCGGACGAAGACGAAGAUGAUGAUGAAGAAGAGGCCGAGGCGGAUGACGAUGACGAAGAGGAAGAAGAAGCAGAAGACGAGGAUGACGACGACGAUGACGAUGACGAUGAGAAAUCAACGUCACAAAUGAUUAAUCAACGAAUUGAAGUUGAUGAAACGACAACAUCGGCAGAUGUGAAUAAAAAUCAAGCGGAAGUUGAAAUAAAGAAAGAAUGGCCAGAGUUACCACCUCCGCCAUUAAAAGGCAUUUUGAUUUCACCAGGAUAUAGGAGAAACAUGACUUCUAAUGGUGAUCUGGAUGAUUCAACAUUGGAUGCGGAUAACAAUGUCCAGGAUGAUGUUGACAAAGAAGACACAGACAAAAAUAAUGAAUGCGAGGAAGAUGGGCUUGAUGGCAAGUCUAAAUCAAAAGCAAUGAGGUUGAAAAAGAGAGGCAAAAAAUCGGUUCAGUUCGCGGACGGUAUAAGACCGGGCGAGGGAACCAGUCCCAGUGGUGGUGAAGGCGACAUGCCCUCACCGCCUCCUCCCACGGGAAUAAGCUUCCGCGAAGGGCUCAAAGAUUUGAGAAAAGAUAAACUUUACAGAAAGAGUAAAAAACAAGAGAAGAGAGCAAGACCGCCCAAAACAAAGAAGAAAGUUAAGGUAAAGAUAAUCAAAUUGAAGAAACCGCGCGUUACCCCAUUGACUGCCAUGAUGAUGGAUGACUCCGACGAAAUGGACGAUCGUUCACCACCCCCGCCACCUCCCGGUUCUCCACCGCCGCCGCAUUUAUGGCCCAGUUAUCUUUCGGCUUACAACACAUCAAUUCGGACGGUCGAACACGCGCAAGUUGCAACUUCCACCUUGACAUCCGUUCAAGCUCCACCCCCAACUCCACUGCCUCUUUUGAGGCCACCGCCUCCGCUACCAAAUUAUACCAUUCAAUCUUGCAGUAAAGCUUAAACCACGCACGAAGUUUUGUACAUUAUUUACGACGAAACUGUUUUAUUCUCGCGAAAAAUCGCUGAAGAUAUCGCUAAUGUGUCGUACUGCACUGUAUAAAAAAAAAAAAAAAAAAAAAAAA